AAGUUGUGCCUGCAGUGCACCCGUAUCAUCUCUCCACCGUUAUUCUUUCCUGGCCAAAACCCUCUGUCUUCUCGCUCUCGGAUGCGCCGACUACUCGUCCGAUGGCGGCCGACGGUCUCCACGCCACCGCCCUCGCUGAGCAGUGCUCUCGCCUCUUUCCCUGCCUCGCCGAUCGAGUGAGGAGAUCUAAGUGGGGGCUGAAGGUGGCGCUAGUGCUGCUUCACGUGAUCUUCGUGGGUGUUCUGUUCCUCUUGGAUGCCGAUUUGAUACGGAAGACUAAAGAGGAGCCUUGGUACACUGCAAUAUAUUUGGGUUUUCUUGUGGCGACAUUAGUUCAAUAUUUUUUUACAUCUGGUUCUUCCCCAGGGUAUGUUGUUGAUGCAAUGAGAGUUGGAAAUGAAAUGUGUACAACUUCUGUGAACUCUCCAAUGCUUUUAAAUCAAUCUAUUUCAAGAAAUAAUAGCUUCACUUCAUCCAUGAAUCGCAACCAGCUGGGGAGACGUAAUUACGGAAUGAAUUCGUCAUCAUGGUUAAAGCUAGUGAUGGACCUCUACCCUCCCGGAUCAUCCAUCAGGAACUGGACUUGCACUUACUGUAAUAUAAUUCAGCCUCCACGCUCGAAGCAUUGCCAUGAUUGUGACAAAUGUGUCCUUCAGUUUGAUCAUCAUUGUGUGUGGCUAGGAACUUGCAUUGGCCAAGGAAAUCAUUGCCGAUUUUGGUGGUACAUUUUUGAAGAAUCAAUUCUGUGUACAUGGACUGUUGUAUUGUACAUUGACUUGUUGAGUUCAAAAAUCAUCAAGGAUUGGUGGAAGGAGCUUUUUGUGAUAGUGCUGUUAGCAGCAUUGAUCUUUUGCCUUGUCUUUCUACUUCUACUUCUGCUAUUUCAUAGUUACCUAGUGUUGACAAACCAGACUACUUAUGAACUGGUGAGAAGGCGACGCAUUCUAUACCUGAGGGGAAUUCCUGAAAGGGUUCAUCCAUUUAGCAGAGGCAUUUGUAAGAACUUGUAUGUCUUCUGCUGCUCCAGAGAUGGCAAAUAUUCCAUGGAAGCAGUCCCCACAAUGGAGGAAUUGGAAGCCAAAGCAAGACCAUAUACCUGUAUGGACAUCAUGUCCUGUCGGUGUUGUUGACAAGUGGAUUGGCUUUUUAUUUCUAUUUUUUUUUUUUUCUGAUGCGUCGUAGCAUUACAUUUUUCAUUCUUUUCAAUAUUAUUGUUGUGUGAAAAAUAUAUAGAUUUCAGGCUGCAGUUUUCUUAGUCUUAUUACGAGGUGUUCUAUCUUUUUUUUGGGUCGAUGCCUGGAGCCUCUGCUUCUUGAUCUUUCCCUGGUAUCCGACGGGUAAGUUGUAUGGUGUCAUGGACCACAAUUUCAUAUAUUAGACAUCUGAGUUUUAAACAGAAUUCUUGUGCUUCUUUCUUGGUGA
Molecule: messenger RNA, 1422 nt
Organism: Elaeis guineensis (African oil palm)
Lineage: Eukaryota; Viridiplantae; Streptophyta; Magnoliopsida; Arecales; Arecaceae
Product: protein S-acyltransferase 10
Biological process (GO): peptidyl-L-cysteine S-palmitoylation; protein targeting to membrane
Cellular component (GO): endoplasmic reticulum; Golgi apparatus
Molecular function (GO): protein-cysteine S-palmitoyltransferase activity
Source: RefSeq, a predicted model, not a curated record